AUGGCUGUUCUAUCCAAAAGCUUCACCGAACUAAGUUCGGACAUGUUUUCGACAUCGCCACAAAUCCUGCCGAAGUCCACUGUGGCGCGUGCAGGGGUUGUGUUGGUCACAAUUAGCCUUCUCCGAUUGGUCUACGUAUGGUUGCGUUCCAUAUAUCGCAUACAUUUCCAUCCUCUGGCAGCCUUUCCAGGACCACGCGACGCGGCCAUAUCGAGAUAUUGGGAACACAAGAUUGCUACAGAAAAGGUCGCAUAUCCCGAGAAAGUGUUUGAAAGGCUGCACAAACAAUACAAUACACAUGCUCUUCGUAUCGGACCCAACGAACUUCAUCUUGACGAUGUCGGCCUCUACAAGACCAUCUAUGGCCAGAAUACCAAGUAUCUUAAAGACCCGGGAUUCUACGAUGCGUUCAAUUCCCACCAGACCCUCUUCGGACAGUACGACCCGCAGCUCCACCGCAUGCGGCGUAAAUUGCUGAACCCCAUGUUCUCUCGAGCCGGCAUGUUCAAGCUCGAGUCUCUCAUGCACGACAAAUACGAGAUAAUGGAGAGGAAGAUCCUGCGCCUGAGCAAGGGCUCCAGUGUCGAUGCGUACGAUGCCUUCAGGGCCUUGACCACUGAGAUCAUCGCUCAAUUCGCCUUCUCCCGCUCCGCUGGCCUGAUUGAGGAGUCGAAAGAUGGCUUCAAGGCCCGUGCCGUCGCGGCUAUUGAAGGAACCGCCGAUGGCGUCGAAUACAUGCGGCAAUAUUGGGUCCUGAGGGCGCUGUCUGAUAUGCUGCCCAGGAAGCUUGUGGCCCGUUUCGGCGGAGAUGUGGGACAAUUUAUGAAUGUUCUCGACUAUGCAGAAGAUUCUGUGCAAUACUGGGAAGAACACAAGGGUCAAGUCGAUCAUCCCGUCAUAUUUGACGCCCUCGAAGGUUUGGUUGAUGGUGAGAAGUCUAUCGAGGCGAUGAGCAUGCUCGUCGCUGGAGGAGACACCACCGCAAGUACUUUGACAUAUGCAAUUACAGCCGUCACCGGCAACCCGCAAAUCCAGCAGAGGCUUGUUUCUGAACUAGAGAGUGCUCUGAAAGCCCGUGGCAGGAAGAGGGGCGAGAGACUCCCGCUGAGUGAGCUAGAGGAGAUCCCAUACCUGAUGGCUGUGGUGAAAGAAUCCGUGCGAUGCGCGGUGGCGCAGCCUGCUCGCCUUCCGCGUGUGGUACCCAAUGAUGCGGACCCGCUCAUUGUUGAUGGCAAAACGGUCGUUGGGAUGUCAUCCUACACUAUGAACAUGAGUGAGGAGAUAUUCGGCGCGGACGCGCGAGUAUUCAACCCCGAACGUUGGCUGCGUCCUGAUUCAAAACAGCUUGGGGAGCACAUCUACAGUUUCUCCAAGGGCCCACGCAUGUGCAUCGGUAUCAACCUUGCUAACGCAGAGUUGGUAAUUCUCAUCGCUCACCUCUUCUACAAUCUCAAGGUGUCCCGGCCUUGUGACUUCCAAGAACCUGCCGUCAGAGAGCACUUUACCGUCAGUUACUCUCCGAGAGGAGUGCGUUUUAACUUCGAGGCAAUCUAA
Molecule: messenger RNA, 1554 nt
Organism: Diaporthe amygdali
Lineage: Eukaryota; Fungi; Ascomycota; Sordariomycetes; Diaporthales; Diaporthaceae
Exons: 5
Coding region: 1-1554 (517 amino acids)
Molecular function (GO): monooxygenase activity; iron ion binding; heme binding
Source: RefSeq, a predicted model, not a curated record